ACGUAUUUUGGACUAUGUACCAUCUAUGAUAUACAUAAAUACCCAUCUCCCUUAGUCCAGACAAAAGCUAUGUGAGGCUGGAAAUACUGUCCCAGUUUUACAGCUGAGCAGGUGGUGAAGACUAGGUUUGAAUCCCAAGUGUGUGUAGAUGACUCCAGAAUGCUUCCUCUUUUAUUGUCCUGACUCACUUGUUGAGUGGUUUGUCUGUAGAUUAAUGGUUUUCAGAUGGUGCUGUAAGGCUCUGUACAGAUCCUUGGAAGUUUGGGAAAAAAUGAUUUUUUUUGUUUUUUUUCUUGAGGAAUCAGUCCUUCCCUUUGACUUGUUUUUUAUAUUUGGGUUUGGAAAGAGUUGCUCUGCCUAAAACAUUUGAAGCUUCCUUCCCUAGAAACCUGAGACCUAUCUAGAAUGAAUAUGUAUCAGAAAAUAAAAAUGUAAGUAAUAGUAAUUUAUAUUUGUUAGCAAACAGACUGUAUCUAUUUUCAGUGAUCUUUCUAUUCCUAAUGAUGUUUUGUGUAGCUUAAUGUUAAAAUAAGUUUGAAGUGAUCGAAUGUACUAUUAAUAGGGUGGGGAAGUGAUUAGAAUUAAAAUUUGAUGUGGAAAGUGGGUAAGCUACAAUUUACUGCACAGGGUUCUCUUCCCACUACCAGCUCCUGCCGUGUUUAAAGGCUGCCCUAUAAGCAUGAUGUAAUGACAGGUUAAACCCCUGAGUGUACUACCUGACGCAGUGCAAAUCUGAGGCCCAGGACUUUAUUGGGGCACGGGUAAUGCUUCUUUAAAAACAAAACAAGCUUCUCUGUUUAAUGAGGCCAUUUAAGAUGCUUUUCCCAGAGUGGGAAGAGAAUAUAAUCUCCGUUUGGAGGUUGAAGAAGGAAUUUAAUAUGGUUAUGUGUGUUUACUACUCUCACUGUAGUUUUUUCAAAGGGAGAGAGGGUGUUUUAAAGUAUGGUGCCAACAGGGGUAGAAGUGAAGUGAGUUAGAAAUUGAGGAAAUAUGGUAGUUGACAUCUGGUAAAUAGUUACUGAAUGAAGAGAGGAGAGUGCUUUCAUUCUAUAAACACUUAAGUGUUCACGGUUAACCAGCCACCGUGGUGGCCAUAUAUUUCCCAAAUACUCUCUGUAGGUCUUAGUUUGAAAUCAUACCAAAUCGUUAGUAUCUGUUUUGUUCUACAAAAAGGCAUGUUUCUGCCUAAAUGUAAGCUGGUGGAAAUAUGCUGAGGUGUGCACAUUGUCUUUGGGGGUCCAGGGGUGGGUCUGAGUUGCACAGCGCAGUGUCCUAGAGCAGACCCAGAGAAGUCCUGAGCUGGGAGGGCGGAGCUUGUGGGCGUACCCACCGCGUCCGCCCCGCCCCAACAGCCCCGCCCCACGCUAGCUGCGGCUGGGCGCUGCGAGCCUGAGGCUCGUUGGCACUGUGGACUGGAGCAGGCUUUCCCAGCAGUAGGCAGGCCCCAGCCCCGGGCUCCGCGUGGAUCUCCCCGCGGGCCGGACCCUGCAGUGACUCCAGAGCUGACUCCAAGAGCACGCUUGCUCCAGCCUCCUCGCAUCCUAAGGCCCUGUCCUUCCCCGGAGCUGGUUAGCUAAUGAAUCAGGGGAAGACAAACUUCCAGGACCGACAGUUUAGGGCCCAGUAGAAGACGGCUCGGUGAUGGCGCCCAUUUUUGGAAACACAGGCGAAUUUGAGCUCGCAUUGGAGGUGUGGUCGAUUCCUGUUGGGACGGGAAAGGCUUCAUUUCUCGGCUGCUGCGGUAGCCUGUGCUUCUGAAGAGUGAAUGGAGUGUUACAGAGCAGGGCACUUACCUUCGCUUCUUGAAAACUUGACAUCGGACAUGGUUAGGAACAGAAGGUGUCCAGGAGGAGCCUCUGUUACAAAUCGUAUUUGCUUCUGGGGGAAAGGCUGUGAGCUGCCUGGCUUCUCAUGACCGGGAAGUCUACCUCACCUUUUCUGUACUCCUGGAGAGGCAUCUUGCUCACAUGUUUACCUGCAGCUGGGACAAGGAAAAGAAAAGAAAUGAGCCGCCAGACUGCAACAGCAUUACCCACUGGAACCUCAAAGUGUACGCCGUCCCAGAGGGUGCCUGCCCUGACUGGCACAACCGCAUCCAAUAAUGACUUGGCGAGUCUUUUUGAGUGUCCGGUCUGCUUUGACUAUGUGUUACCACCCAUUCUUCAGUGUCAGAGUGGCCAUCUUGUUUGUAGCAACUGUCGCCCAAAGCUCACAUGUUGUCCAACCUGCCGGGGCCCGUUGGGAUCCAUUCGCAACUUGGCUAUGGAGAAGGUGGCCAAUUCCGUACUUUUCCCUUGUAAAUAUGCCUCUUCUGGAUGUGAAAUAACUCUGCCACACACAGAAAAAGCAGACCAUGAAGAGCUCUGUGAGUUUAGGCCUUAUUCGUGUCCGUGCCCCGGUGCUUCCUGUAAAUGGCAAGGCUCUUUGGAUGCUGUAAUGCCCCAUCUGAUGCAUCAGCAUAAGUCCAUUACAACCCUACAGGGAGAGGAUAUAGUUUUCCUUGCUACAGACAUUAAUCUUCCAGGUGCUGUUGACUGGGUGAUGAUGCAGUCCUGUUUUGGCUUUCACUUCAUGUUAGUCCUGGAGAAACAGGAAAAGUACGACGGUCACCAGCAGUUCUUUGCAAUUGUACAGCUGAUAGGAACACGCAAGCAAGCUGAAAAUUUUGCUUAUCGACUUGAGCUAAAUGGUCAUAGGCGGCGAUUGACUUGGGAAGCGACUCCACGAUCUAUUCAUGAGGGAAUUGCAACAGCCAUUAUGAAUAGCGACUGCCUAGUCUUUGACACCAGCAUUGCACAGCUUUUUGCAGAAAAUGGCAAUUUAGGCAUCAAUGUAACUAUUUCCAUGUGUUGAAAUGGCAAUCAAACGUUUUCUGGCCAGUGUUUAAAACCAUUGCAUUCAGUUUCACAGAGAAUAAGGCACCCAUCUGCCUGCCAACCUGAAACUUUUGGUAGGUGGAAGCUAGACACAUGAAGGUAAAUAAGAGGAAAGGCUGUUAAAUACAGGAAACAGUUGCAUGUAGUAACACUAAUAUAUUUAAAAAUAAGUCAACAGUAAACCACUGAAAAAAAUUAUAUAUAUACACCCAAGAUGGGCAUCUUUUGUAUUAAGAAAGGAAGCAUUGUAAAAUAAUUCUCAAUUUGUGUUGUAGAUUGAGUGUACUGUUGAAAAAUACCGGGUUUUUGUUUGUGUGUGUGCCUGCAAGUUUGUGUGCGUGUGUGUGCGUGUGUGCGUGUGCGUGUGUGUGUGUGUGUUUUUCUUUAACCGACAAGCCAUGUUGCGUGGUCUUGGGCCACUGCUUUUCCCUUUGUGAGUCAAUACAUAGUGCUGCUGUGUGUGUAUAUUUUUUUGUGUGUAUUUGCUAAUUUUUAUUAAUUCUAGUUUUUCAUUAAAUAAAUUUGACUUUCUUUUCUGUAAUUCAGGUUUUUCCUCACUUUAUUUUGUACCUUUUUAAAGUUAGUGUCUUUUUGAUAUGCAUAAUUGUUUAUGGUAAAAUUUAUACAUGUGUGUUCAGUACGUAUUUUCCUUUCCCUCAUUAAUCAGUUCAUUAGAAAUAUUUUCAAUUCAACUCUUUUGUGAAGAUAUGAAUUCCAGAAAGGAAAGGUAACAUCAGAAUUAUCAGGAGGUAUUUAAAGCAGUUAUAAGAUGGUCUCUGUCUCUGUCUCUUUUUCUCCACUUGAGUCAUAUCUUUGAACUUAUUCUUUAAAAGGUUAGGGAAUACUGAUUUUUUUUUUUUUUAAAUUCUGGAAAAAAAAUCAGGCUUUUUUCUUCCAAAUAUCUUGGACAAAUCACUUGUUUAAAAUUUGUUCUUGUAUUUAUUGGUUUUGCAAAAGAAGGCAUCGUCUUAGACAGUAUUUGUAAUCAAAAGCAAAUCAUUUGUUUAAAAAAAGGCAGUUUGCAAAAAAUGUUUUUGGUCUUUUAUAAUUCUCAUUAAAAGAAUAUCUGGCAAAUUAAAAA
This is a messenger RNA of Acinonyx jubatus (cheetah), 3957 nucleotides long. RefSeq names its product siah E3 ubiquitin protein ligase 1 (gene SIAH1). Gene Ontology annotation, biological process: multicellular organism development; proteasome-mediated ubiquitin-dependent protein catabolic process. Gene Ontology annotation, molecular function: zinc ion binding; ubiquitin protein ligase activity; ubiquitin conjugating enzyme binding. Bases 1912 to 2853 code for a protein of 313 amino acids. Gene Ontology annotation, cellular component: cytoplasm. Lineage: Eukaryota; Metazoa; Chordata; Mammalia; Carnivora; Felidae. The record is from RefSeq and is a predicted model, not a curated record. The transcript is spliced from 2 exons.